AUGAGAAAGCCUCCAAAUACUGAUUUCUAUCAGCAAAGAUUAAAAGCAUGGCAUCCUAUUUUAACACCGAAAUAUGUUUUCCCGAUUUUUUUUGCUCUUGGAUUAAUAUUUAUGUCUCUUGGAGGGAUUUUGUUAUAUUUUUCAUCACAAGUACAUGAAAUAAUAAUAAACUAUACGUACUGUGAUAGCCAAGCAUCUCUGAAUGAAUUUAAGUCUAUUCCAAGUAAAUAUGUGCAAAUGUCAUUUCCAUCUAAUGUUCAAUCUAUGAAUCAAGCUAUAUGGAAAAAAAAAAUUAAUGAAAAAUCAGUAUAUUCUAUUAAAGAACCUAUAUGUUUGAUUCGAUUUGAGAUACCAAUUGAUUUAAAUCCACCUGUUUUUCUAUAUUAUCGUUUAACUAAUUUUUAUCAAAAUCAUCGACGUUAUGUUAAAAGUUUUAGUAGAGAUCAAAUGAUGGGACGUGCAAAAACAGCAGCUGAAUUAAGGAGCUCAGAUGACUGUAGCCCUCUUUCAGUCAGCGAUAACGGGAAGCCUAUUUAUCCAUGUGGUUUAAUUGCAAAUUCUAUGUUUAAUGAUACUAUUAGUCAGCCAAAAAGGCUCGCCUCUUUAUCAGGUGAAGUUUUAGAGCCUUAUUUUAUGACAAAUAAAGGUAUUUCUUGGUUGUCAGAUAAAAAUAUAUAUAGAAAAACAUCAUAUCGUCCAUCAGAUGUUUCGCCUCCUCCUAAUUGGGUAUUAAGAUACCCGAAUGGUUAUAAUGAAACAAAUUUCCCUAAUAUUCAUGAUUGGGAGGAAUUUCAUGUAUGGAUGAAAACAGCAGGACUUCCUACUUUUGAAAAAUUAUCAUUACGAAAUGAUACAGGUAUAAUGAAGGCAGGGGCAUACGAAAUAGAAGUUGUUAUGCAUUUCCCUGUAACCAAAUAUAAUGGUAGUAAAACAAUUAUUAUUUCAACUCGAUCAUUUAUUGGAGGAAGGAAUUUGUUUUUUAGUAUCGCAUAUAUUAUUUCGGGCGCAUUAAGUUUUAUUAUCGGGUCGUUUUUUACAUGUUGUUAUUUAAUUAAGCCAAGGAAACUUGGUGAUCACAGAUAUCUUUCUUGGAAUCAAACUUCAUUUCAUAAUCCCUUAAAAUCAAUGAAUAUAGCUGAAACUAGAUCCCGUUAAUUUCUACAUUUUUCUUUUUGCAUUUAGAAAUCAUUAUUGGGUUGCAUAUAAAACAAGUUCUUCUUUACUAAUUUUUUUCUCCGUAAUUCGUUCACGAGCCCAUGGUUUCCCUUGUUCAACUAAUGCACAUGCCAAUAAAUGUUUGCAAAUAGGUACAGGUUGCCCAUGUAUUGAGCCACCCCAAUACCUAUUUGGAUUAAUUACUUUCUUCCAUGCUAAAUGAUAGUCUUUAUUAAAUGCAGAAAAUGAAAAUUCCGGACAUGAGCAAUACCAAACUGAUGUUCUAACUUCAUACAGUUUACAAGACGUUUCAUGAAGCUCGUUUGUUUCUGAAGGAAUAUAAAAAAUCUGACAAGAACAUGAAGUAGAUGAA
This is a messenger RNA of Pneumocystis murina B123, 1528 nucleotides long. RefSeq lists its product as hypothetical. The transcript is spliced from 5 exons. The record is from RefSeq and is a predicted model, not a curated record. Gene Ontology annotation, cellular component: Golgi apparatus; plasma membrane; endoplasmic reticulum. NCBI's taxonomy places the organism in Eukaryota, Fungi, Ascomycota, Pneumocystomycetes, Pneumocystales, Pneumocystaceae. The coding region runs from base 1 to 1155 and encodes 384 amino acids.